Gilbertella persicaria is the source of this 1401-nucleotide messenger RNA. Its product is annotated as actin-like protein ARP6. Bases 109 to 1320 code for a protein of 403 amino acids. Gene Ontology annotation, cellular component: Swr1 complex. Gene Ontology annotation, molecular function: nucleosome binding. The transcript is spliced from 7 exons. The record is from RefSeq and is a predicted model, not a curated record. Lineage: Eukaryota; Fungi; Mucoromycota; Mucoromycetes; Mucorales; Choanephoraceae.
CCAACUUUUUAUUGAGAGAUUGGAAAGCAGUGGCAAGAGGUUUUGACAUAUAAAAAAAAAAGAGAGAGAGAAAAAAUCUGAACCGUCCUUCUUUUCUUUUUAAAUACUAUGGCACCACCUACAACAACACUUGUGGUAGACAAUGGCGCGUAUACGAUCAAGGCAGCUCUUGCCAAUAAAGAAGCGAUCCCAAGACUUGUUUCCAACGCGAUCGUACGUGGCAAAACAGACAAGCGUAACUAUAUUGGAGACGAACUCGACACCUGUACCGACUUUUCUUCACUCUAUUAUCGACUGCCUUUUGAAAGAGGACUAUUGACCAAUUGGAAUAUCGAAAGAAGCAUUUGGCAUCGAUUGUUUAAACAUGUUAUGCAAAUUGACCCCAAAGAGACACGAUUGCUUGUGACUGAGCCCUGCUUCAACUUACCUGCUAUUCAAGAUGGAUACGAUCAAGUUAUAUUUGAAGAAUAUGAAUUUAAUGCCUGUCAUCGCACCAUGGCACCCCAACUUUGUCUGUAUAAUGAUUUGGGUGGAUUGUUUGGAGACAAUGCUAUUCCUGAUUGCACAUUGAUUGUGGAUUCAGGCUUUUCAUUUACACACAUUGUCCCUUUCUUAAAAGGAAGUCCGAUUCCAAAGGGCAUAAGACGACUAAAUGUGGGAGGAAAGCUAUUGACAAACCAUCUAAAAGAAGUUGUUUCGUUUCGAUCGUAUGACAUGAUGGAAGAAACUUAUAUUAUAAAUGAUGUAAAAGAGAAAUGUUGUUUUAUGUCACAUAAUGUAUAUGAUGAUUUGGACAUUUGCAAAAAACAACGCUUAAAGAACACGAUUGUACAAGAAUAUGUAUUGCCAGACUUUAUUCACCAUGCAACAGGUCAUAUUCGUACUGGAAAUAGUCCAACUGGUGAACAACAGCAAAUACUCGCUAUGAAUAAUGAAAGAUUUAUGAUUCCCGAAAUUUUAAUGCACCCAUCUGACAUUGGUCUAGAACAGGCAGGUAUUCCAGAAGCUAUUACUCAGAGUGUAUCUGCUUGUGAUUCAGAAAUACAUGGACUCUUAUACGCUAAUAUCGUAUUAAUUGGGGGCAAUGCAAAUAUACCUGGCUAUAAAGAACGCAUUGAGCAUGAUUUAAGACAGUUUGUGCCUGAUGAGUUUGAAAUUCGAUUAGCGAUCCCUAAAGAUCCAGUAACAUAUGCAUGGGAAGGUGGCAAUCAGUUUAUUUCUCUCAGUUCUAAAGCAGAAUUACAAAGGACAUUUGUACAACGUAAAGAAUAUUUAGAGUAUGGUAGCAAUAUUUGUAGACGGAAGUUUGGCUCCCUGUAACACAGUUAUUUAUUUGUUUAUUAAAAAGUGACCGAUCCAAGCUUAUUAUAAUGAAUAAAAAGCAAAAGAAAACAAAGAAGA